Molecule: messenger RNA, 2736 nt
Organism: Drosophila willistoni
Lineage: Eukaryota; Metazoa; Arthropoda; Insecta; Diptera; Drosophilidae
Product: adhesion G-protein coupled receptor G7
Exons: 2
Coding region: 16-2556 (846 amino acids)
Biological process (GO): G protein-coupled receptor signaling pathway; cell surface receptor signaling pathway
Cellular component (GO): membrane
Molecular function (GO): G protein-coupled receptor activity
Source: RefSeq, a predicted model, not a curated record
UCUGAGUCAUAGAUAAUGAAAUUACUAUUGACUUUGGGGCUUCUGUUGGCUUUAGCCUUGCCCUUGCAAUUGGAGGCAAAUGAUCUGAAGCCAAUGUUACAUGACUUUCAAAGAAGUAGAAGGUCAACAAAACCUUUCCCAGAUUGGAUCACAGAAAAAACAACAACAACAGAAAAAGAAUACCCCACAUCCACGAGUAGGCAGGUCAACUAUCAUUGCCCAGCAGAUAAAUUGCUUUGUGAGCUUAUAGAAAAUGUUUAUAAACCAACAAGAUGCAAUGUAGAUGAAGUUCGUCAAAACGACAGCGAUUUGGUCUAUUGCAAUUCAUUAUACUGCGAUUCGGAACUGUUUAUGCACGACUAUAUCACCCGAAAUCAUGAUCAGACACCACAUGAAAAUAGAUGGAAGCGUGCCAGAAUAGGAGAAUUUGCUACUCUCCACGAUGUGUGCUUGCUACGGAAUGGAUUACCGGUAACAAGAAAGUGUCAAGUUAAGGAACACAGAGCUCAGUGGGAAUCCACAGAUCAGUGGCAACCGGUUGUGUGCUUACGUCGUAUAAGAGAACGGACAAUUAGUACCCAGUUAAACACUUUGCACGAUGACAUUCUGGAAGGAAGACGGCGUCCUAAUGAUACCCAGAGCCGUCGCCUGAUGACAGCCACCAUGAGAGACAUGUUCAGGCAAUCGGAUAGAACUGUUCUGCCGGCUGAUAUACAUCUAACUGGACAGCUAUUUUCAUCUCUAAUGGAAGUCGAAGAGGAUGCGGCUGUCAGCGCGGAUUUGGUUAGCGUUUGUAAGGACAUUAUGUCAAGCGAUGCACAAGUAUUGCGUUUAUCUGCCCAGCUGAAUGCAACCAACAAUUUAUUGAGUAAAUUUGAGAACUACAUGGACGACUUGUCAGAGCAAAUGGUACCCAUGGAGAAUUGUGGCAAAAUAGUUGAGGAUGCAGCCAAAAACGACAGCGUCGCGUCAGCUAGUGGAGUAGAAAUUGUCAAUUUUUCGCAUAUUGGUGUCCAGGCACUGAUAACAAGUAAUCUCAGUGUGCUCUUUGUGAAUCCGCAAUGUGAGGAUAUUACAGGCAUAGCCAUUUAUUCCAAGCCUUCUGAAGAGUUGAAGGAAUCCAAAAGUGGCUUCUGGUAUCGUUUCUUGCACUCUACAGAAGACUUGAACAAACUCAGGCGAGACUCCAAUUUGGAGGCAGCUACAUUUGUACCGAAAAAUCUAUGGACAUCGUUGAAGCAAAGUGGUGCAGUCUAUUUGGUGUUUAAGGUUUAUGGACAUGAUGGUCUGUUUGUGGAGAUGUCAGAGCAGAGAAAUCGACGACCACGCAGUAAAGUGAUCUCCAUAUCAAUACCUGGUUACGAUGCUUCAACUCUGCCACAUGAAUUGCCAUUUUUGUUGCGCAACGAAAACCAUCGCCAGCCCGAUGCCAGAGCCAUCAGUUUGGGCAGUGGCUGUGGUUAUUGGAACUAUGAGACUUGGUUAAGCGAUGGUGUAGUCUCCAGCGAAAACUCUGACAUGCUGCGUGAUCCUGUUAUCCUUUGUCAAACACGUCAUCUCACGCAGUUCUCGUUUCUUGUGGGAGGCAGCUAUCGGACAAAUGACUUGGGCGAGGAGGUAUUGGUUACUCCACUUAACGAACGUGUUUUGGACAUUAUCUCCAUUGUUGGCUGCUGUAUAUCGUUGUUUGGCUUAAUCGGAAUAUUCCUCACGGCGGCUGUUUUCAAGAGUUGGCGUAAUCAGGCCUCAACCAAGGUUUUGCUGCAUCUAUGUUUGGCAUUGACUUUGCAAAUGAUACUCUUUGUCUUCCUCAAUACGGACGAUAUAUCGGAACAGUUGGUCGCCGAUGGAGAUAAUCUGCGUUGUGUGGCUUUAGGUGCUGCCUUGCAAUAUUCCAUUCUUGUGCUUUUCAGUUGGAUGCUGAUCAUAGCCUUUCUGCAGUUUCAACGUUAUGUGACAGUAAUUGGGAUUGAGAGGCCAAGCCAUUACAUACUGAAGUCUGCAAUUGUUGCCUGGUCACUGCCAUUACUGCCCACUCUUUUGGUGGCCUUUAUCGAUCCCAAUUCGUACUUGCCAACGGAAAGCCAAUUGGCUACAGACACAGGCAUCUGUUAUCCCUCCGGCUAUGGUCUCACUUUUGGGGUGGUGCUGCCCGUUACUCUCGUUACGAUAGCCAAUUUGGCGAUCUUUGUCUAUGUAUUCUUUAGCAUCUCACACUCACUCAGCCAGAGUAUUCACAAGAAUGAAAGGAAAAUGGUUAUCAAGCAGAUACGUUUGUCAGUUCUACUGUUCUUUUUACUUGGCCUUACCUGGAUAUUCGGCAUAUUUGCUUUCAUGCAGGCUGGCGUCGUAUUCUCCUACCUAUUCUGUCUCACUGCCACUAUGCAGGGCUUUGUUUUAUUUAUUUACUUUGUGAUACUCGACAAAGAGAAUCGUCGUGCAUGGGCGGGUCUUAUAUGCCCUACCAAGAAGUUCAUGGACGUGGAGAGACGCACCACGGAGCUGCAAUCGAUGACCACCUCGUCGACCAACUACUCGAACAGAUUGCCACAUUAAUUUGCACACCCAUUUUUGUUCUUUAUCGUUUGAGUAUUUCAUUUUCCCAGCGAACAAAUCAUUUACCAGCACAUGAAUCAUUCAUUUAAUUUAUAACAUUAUUUCUUAGUUACUAUAGGUAUGUAUAGAGAACUCAACUGUUACAACCUUAAAAUAAACAAUGCCAAAGCUUCAGUAAAA